Molecule: messenger RNA, 1989 nt
Organism: Alternaria atra
Lineage: Eukaryota; Fungi; Ascomycota; Dothideomycetes; Pleosporales; Pleosporaceae
Exons: 3
Coding region: 1-1989 (662 amino acids)
Biological process (GO): chromatin organization; regulation of transcription by RNA polymerase II
Cellular component (GO): SAGA complex
Molecular function (GO): TBP-class protein binding; transcription coregulator activity
Source: RefSeq, a predicted model, not a curated record
AUGAAUGACGAGGACGACUACGAGAAUGGCGCAAGCUCCGCCGAGGAGGAAGAUGAGCAGGAGGAGGCAGAUGCCAUGGAUGUAGACGAGGAAGAAGAGGGCGACGACGGAGACGACGGCGACAAUGAUGAUGACGACGCAGAAGGGGACAACGACAACGACGAUGAGGAUCAGGACCAAGAUCAAGACCAGGAUGAACCGGACAGCCCUUCACAGCGACCGCGCGGUAGCAUACCCAACGGAGGUACACCUGGCCAGUCUGACGCGAACCCUGCCGUUACCUUCACCUCACCCAGCCCUCGAGCGGCGGCUUCAGGCGUCCUCGGCAACCUGCCCUUCCACCCCAGCGUGCGCCAAGAGGCCUUGAACGCGCCCAUAUACGACAUAAUACCCACCAUCGCCGCACCACACAGUACUUCGAUCAAUGCGAUUACGGCAACGCCGGAUAUGCGGUGGGUCUUCAGCGGAGGCGCAGACGGCUAUAUACGCAAGUUCAAUUGGGUAGACACGGCAAACGGGAAGCUUGCGCUGACCGUGGCCCAGCGGCAUCCCUUUGUGGAUUCCGUCACAAAGGCGGGAGUGCUUCUAUCAUACUGGGAGAACGAAGACAGUGCUGCGGCCGAGAGCUUGUCCCCUGUAUACUCGCUCGCAGUGCACCACCAAGCGCUAUGGCUGCUAUCAGGUCUAGAUUCAGGAGGCAUAAAUCUGCAAUCGGUGCGCCAUCAGGAAGGAACGCGGAUACAUACACUCAAGAACCACACCUCAGCCGUGUCCGUCUUGACACUAUCGCAGGAUGAGACGUCGGUAUUGAGCGGUAGUUGGGACAAGACCAUCAACGACUGGGACUUGAACACCGGCCAAGUCAAGAGGAAGUUUGAGACUAGCGGUGGUCAGAUUGCCGCAAUUGAGCAACGCCCGCUCUCUACCCUUCCUAUACCCCAAGACACGGAAACUCUCCCGCUCUCCAACGGCACUUUCUCGUCCAACAACUCCGCCCGGCCCCGGCCCAACGGCAUCUUCUCGAAUGGUGUCGACACAAAGCCCGUCAUACCAAAAGAAGAAGGCACAGAGGAUGCUCAAGGAUCUCCAGAUGACUCGUUAUUCGGAGACAAGGACCAGGACUCCUUAUUUGGCGACGGCCAGGAGAACAACCUCUCCGCGACUCUUCCUUCGUUCGGUGACGAUGACGACGAGUUCUCGAGAGCCAUUGCGAACGGAAUACAACAGGCGGACGAGGACGCCAAUGCUGAUAUGGAUAUGAUGGACAUGGGCGGCCCUGUACAAGCGCCCGAGGAGCCAGCUGCGGAGCAAGUGAAGGAACCUCCAGCAGCCGCUGAGACACACCCAGCAGUAAAUGGAAAUGCAGAUGCGCAACUUAACGGCACUUCGAACGGCCUACCACAUGCAGAGGAUAUCGAACAACCUGCCAUCACCUCCGCAAACCAAACCGAACAGCCAGAUUCCUCCGAGACAACCUUCUUCGACGCGUCAAUGGACGGUACAUUACGCAUCUGGGACCGCCGGCAACCAAACCCAGUCGCACGUAUAACACCCCCACGAAACACACCACCAUGGUGCAUGAAUGCAUGCUGGUCACCAGACGGCAACUUCAUCUACGCCGGUCGGCGAAACGGCACAGUGGACGAGUACAGUCUGCACAAAAGCCUACGAGAGCCGCGACGAACAUUCAAAUUCCCCAGCGUCAGUGGCGCAGUAAGUGCUGUUCGGGCUAUGCCCAACGGACGACAUCUCAUUUGCGCGUCAUACGACAUCCUCCGCCUCUAUGAUCUCACUCACGACGAUGCGGGCCCGAAAGCCGGCGCGGCCGCGACGCCCUUCUUCAUCGUCCCCGGACAUCGCACAGGCGUCAUAUCGCAACUGUACCUCGACCCGACAUGCAACUUCCUCAUCUCAACUGGUGGAAACAGAGGCUGGGAGGGAGCAUCCACCGAGGUGAUGCUUGGCUAUGAGAUCGGCAUCGGGUCUUAG